AUGAAUCAAAGGUAUCAGGAGCGGUUGUACUCGGAUAUUUUCAAUCGUGACAAUGAUGAAACCUUUUAUCGUUCCUUAUUCACCACCCCUAUUAACAAGAAUGUCUUACUUGAAGCGUUUGGGUCCAUAAUAGAACUGGAUGAAGUUUCUUCCACUAUUUCAGGACGAAAGUUGUCUGUUUUACAACACAUUUUCCAAACUGGGUUGGCAGUUUAUGCUGAUGCCAUUGGGUAUAUUGAUCAGGAACAGGUGGGCGUUGAGCCUCUUGAUCAGAGCGUGUCUGUUGAUAGUAUAUUUCGAAGAUCUAGUUUACUUGAUAUUGAUGGGGAUGAUAUAACUGAAUUAAGUGGGAAACUGCUGAAGAACUCAAGUCGGCAAGUGUUGGAAUUUAAUGAUGGCGAUGACCUUACUAGUUUGCAUGGUCAGACAAGCACCAGUCAGUUAACGGAAGAACAAUCAUCUCGCUCUGCAACAACAACACCUAUUGGCAAGCAUGAGUCUGAAUUUGACAAUUUGAACCCUGAAGUAAAGGCUGAUUUGAUAAUUAAUAUCCUUCGAAUUUUCCACCUUUGGUUCAAAAACAUUAUAAACACAAAUGAAAAGCUAAAGGGGACAAACACGCUGUUUGGCUUGACAACACGUGUUGAUUUGAGUGUUAGUUUGUUUUCCGGGGGAUUGGAUGUUUUGUCGUUGGUUGACUUAAUAACUAAAGUAAAAUGGUACUUAAAAACUACUCUACAACAAAUUCAACUGGGUGAAUCAGUGAAAUUACCAGUUAUAAAAGAGUCACUCCUACUUUUAACGGAAAUAUUGAAAUCAAUUUACACUGGAUUGGUUGUUCACCCUUCGUCCAGUGGUAACUAUCAUGUGCUUAAAAGUUUACUAUUCACGUUCUACCAAGUGAACCUUGCCAAUGAAAUUCAGUCAAUUAUAACUAUAACUCAACCUUUCAAAAAUGGAGACAAGUAUGAACCUCCAAAGGUAAUAUUAUCGAUAGAUACGUUAUUCACAUUGCAUUUACUCGUUGGUGUCUUGGUAAAUAUCCCGACUAGCUUACUACCUACACACCUAAACUCUUCCGAUAUAACGGCAUUGUCUAUCCAAUCCCUCAAUCCUUAUAAAUCCAUGCCAUUAUUUGCAAGAAUAUAUGAUUGGGAGCUAUUCCAAAGUGAAAUAAACCUGAGAUUAUUGCCUAUAUUCUGCAUGGAAUUCAACUAUUGUUACAAGUUUCGCCCUGACUUGAUGUUGGACAAGAUUAAAACAAAUUCGAUAUUCAACUGGUUGAACCUUAGUACUGAUGCUUAUGUUCAUUGUAACACUGUGGAAACUUAUACAACCUUGUCUAAUCCCAAAUUGAAUCUUUUGGAAGGACAAGACGAGUUCUUGGUCAACUUGCAACAUGUCUAUGAUCACAAAAUAAGUAGAAUCAGUGAUAAGUUGGACUUACAAAAGCUUAUAUCAGUUACAUUAACAAUAAAAUCCCUUAUUGGCAAUCCCAGCUUUGUUUCUGUCCUAAUUGAACAAAGGACAAGCGCAAACCCUGAAGACUUAACUGAAGAUGAGCUCAAAAAUGUGGAAUUAUUUGAAGUUUGGUUGUGCUUAUUAUCAUAUAUUUUUGAGUAUCAAUAUCGCUCAUCCAGUUUACAACAUUUAACCACCCUUUCGUUGGAAAUCAUCUUGAAUUUGACCACCAAUUAUAUAAGCGAUUUGAAGAAAUAUCAAAUUAAUGAAGAUAAAUGGAAAUUAUGUCAUCAGAAACUACCAUUUGUUCCACAUGAUCAAGGUGAUUUGGGUUAUAAAUCUAGUUUAUUCUAUAUUUUAGAUUGUGUUCAGAACCUUAUUCGAUUUAACUUGACUAAUAAGUUGAAUGUCAAGAAUUACCGCCUUGGUGUUAAUUUGAUUCAUCAGAUAUUGUCCUGUUUUGAACAGGAUAGCAAUAUAGAUCUUGGGAAAUAUUCAUGGUUUGAAUUCCAUUCUACUAUUUGCACAUUGGUUAAAUUUAUUGAUAAACAGAAUUUACUUGCUUUUAAGAAGUUAGAUAGUAAACAAGUGAGGGUUUUAGUUGAGGAAGUGUUGGUGACUAUUGAUUUUAUGUUGAAUAAGAGAUUCAAUCAAUGUGAGCAGGUUGUUGAUAGUGAAUCGUGGUUUUGGACAAGUACUCCUAAUUCAAUUAAUUAUAGUUUAAUCUAUAAUAUCUUGUUGAAUUUUGAAAGUUUUACCAGGUUGAUAAAUGAGCUUGAAUUGACCAACUUGACAAGAUUGUCUCGAUGCAUGAAACAAUAUGAAAGUCAAUUUCAGUUAACAGAAACAGAAGAGAACAGGAUAAAUUACAGUGAUCUUGAUUAUGAUUCACCAGAAUUUGUACAGAAAAUCAAUGAAUACUUUUCCCAGGAGGAAGAACCAAAACAAAACAAACCUGAUCACAAAUUUCAAGAAACACUAUUACAUGAAGGUCUUGUUACAGAUAACGAUAUGAUAACUUAUAUUCAAACGGCAUUUCCAGUUAACUUUUAG
This is a messenger RNA of Spathaspora passalidarum NRRL Y-27907, 2514 nucleotides long. RefSeq lists its product as uncharacterized. The coding region runs from base 1 to 2514 and encodes 837 amino acids. The record is from RefSeq and is a predicted model, not a curated record. Lineage: Eukaryota; Fungi; Ascomycota; Pichiomycetes; Serinales; Debaryomycetaceae. The transcript has 2 exons.